Molecule: messenger RNA, 838 nt
Organism: Colletotrichum navitas
Lineage: Eukaryota; Fungi; Ascomycota; Sordariomycetes; Glomerellales; Glomerellaceae
Exons: 2
Coding region: 207-572 (121 amino acids)
Source: RefSeq, a predicted model, not a curated record
CAAGAAAAAAACAAAAAAAAACAGUAAGGGGAUUUCAGCCUACGGCUCGUUCGGGCAGCUUUCCAACUGACGCCCCCCUUCUCUCACCCUCCACUUCCCUCCCAGGCCCCCCCAAUCCCAUACCCUACCCAUUACCCACCAAAACCCCAUAGUCUCGCCCGCUACAACGCUGCGACGCUGCUUUUUCUUAGCUUUCUGUCUCUCUCAUGCUGCCUUUCCCUCGGACAUUACGGCUCCCUUUUUUUUUUUUUUUUCCUUCUCAAAAUUCGCUGGGCGGGUUCCCUGGUGGGGGGGUGGAGACGAAUGGAGAUGAUGGUACCGCCUUGGGUCAAACCUUGUUUGUGCGUAGCUCAGUUCUACUUGGAGAUGCGUUUUUUUCUUCUUCUCUGGUCUACAACCAAGAUCAGUCUUGCCGCGUAAAGGACCGGGUGCCCCCUGCUCGCGGCCCUGACGCCCGGCGUUCGCACCAUUGUGUAGUCAGUCCAGUGGGAGGUUGUGCCUCUCUCCCGCACGUCACCACCCGCCUCACGGCAUUGACAACCAAGGCACCUCUUCAGCCCGGCAUAGAUUGAAGUGGCAUGGCAAGGUUCUUGUCUUUCAUCCCUCCCCCCCUCCUUGUCUUUUAUUUUUGAAUUUCUGAAGGAAUUAGCCAUGUCUAGUCCUCUUAUUAAAUCACAGGAGCGUGUGGGGGGCUUGCGCAGACGGGCCGGACCAGGCCUGUGUUCGGCUUCGCACGCACGCUUGCCUAUGCUCCCCCCUCCCCCGGCGGAUUGUUCCAGUCUCUUUCUCAACUGCCGGUUUGGUCGUCAGAGGGGAGAGAGAGAGAGAGAGAGGAAGA